AUACAGGAAAGACAUUUUAUAUAGAGAAGUUUCACAUAACAACUGAUUGUCAGUGGCGUAGCGUUUGCCUUGUUGAAUUUUCAGCAAAUACGUGGCCCAUUAAUUAUUACUUACCAAAAUAAUGAUCAACUCGAGUUAUAAAAUAGAUACAGAAACUUUAAUAUGCACCAUAGAGAAAAACAGGUGCAUAUGGGACGUAUCAUGUGAAGAAUACAAAAAUAGGGAGAUUAAAAACAAAGCAUACAGGGAUGUUGCAGCAGUGGUGAUAAAGAACUUUUUAGGCUUAAGUGAAAGUGAGAAAAGUGAAGCUGUCCAGUUAAUACAAAAGCGGUGGAAAACUGCAAGAGAUGCAUAUGUGAGAGACCGAACAAAACUGAAGAAAUCCAAAAGUGAUGAUGCUGCCAAAAGUAUUAAGAAAUACCUAUACUUUGACAUUUUGAGGUUUUUGGAUUCAACCAUGGAUUUGAAUAGAAGUGAAUCCACUUGUGAGGUAAAGUCUGAAAACUGUGCAGAAGAUUUUCUCGAAACGGUUUUGUCUCAACCCGAAAAUGAUGAAGAAAUAAAAACAGAAAGUAAUGGACAAUUAGUUGAUAAUUUUACUCAACAAAAACGGAAGAAGGUGGAAACUGUGGAUGAUGAACUUGUUCGCUUUCUCAAGAAGAGUGAGGAUGGCGACCGAGAUCAUCAUGAAGCUUUUAUGGUAUCACUCUUGCCAACCUUAAGAACAUUCAGUGAAACGCAAACACUUAUGUUUCGAUCGGAAGUAUUAAGGAUUGUGAUGGAACUAAAAAAUAUUACACCUCGUCCUUAUUUUCCGAGUGCUUACGUAAGUAACUCGGAGUCGCCAUCGACAUCUCGUUCUAAUCUACUUUCACCGAACUCAAUUAAGUAACUUAAGCUCUAGCUAUACUUGAAUCCACCAUCUGUAUCUUCUGCAAAUAAUGCAACGUUUCUACAAAGUUGUGGAUUCAUUUAAACCAUAACAAGAAUAUUAUAUCAUUUUUAAAAUAAAAUAAAUUUUGUUUA
Brassicogethes aeneus is the source of this 1026-nucleotide messenger RNA. NCBI's taxonomy places the organism in Eukaryota, Metazoa, Arthropoda, Insecta, Coleoptera, Nitidulidae. The record is from the annotation of a GenBank genome assembly.